AGAGAGAGAGAGAGAGAGAGAGAGAGAGAGAGAGAGAGAGAGAGAGAGAGAGAGAGAGAGAGAGUGUGUCUCAGAGACGUUAGUCCAGUAGCUGAAGCGGGACAGAAAGUGACGGCUCUCGGUUAGACAGCUGCUCCUCUUAACUCGACAUGAUGGGACGUUGGAUCGCCAUCACAAUGGUUCUGUUUCUGGUUCUCACUGCUGAUGCCAGCAAGAGAACUAAACAUCACAAAGCAGGUAAGCACGAGAAAUCUCAAAACUCUGAGUGCCCUGCUGCUGAAACCCGAUUUGGAAAAUGUGUCCCGGAUCACGGAGACUGUGGAGACGGCCUGAGAGAGACCAUCUGCAGGGACCAGGUCGAGAAGAUCCACUGCAGGAUCCCCUGCAACUGGAAGAAGGACAUCAGUGACUGUAAGUACAGGUUUGGUCCGUGGGGUCCAUGUGACACCGCCACCAACACCAAAACUCGGUCAGGCACUCUCAAACGAGCUCUGUUCAACGCCGAGUGUCAGACCACCAUCAAGGUGUCCAAGCCCUGCUCCCACAAAACCAAGAAGACUCGAGGUGAUAGAACAAGGAACCCACGAGGUCCAUCUGGACCUUCAAAGGGUUCUGUUGUUCUGUGUCAAUGUUCUUUUGUUUUGCUUAGAUGUGAUGAUAACCUGGGUUCUGUAGAACUUAGUCUAACAGCUCCUAGUUCUGUUGAAGCUUCUCAUGAGAACUCUAUUUUUGGACUGCAGAUGUUCGAUGAGACGUGUUUUUGAUGAAGACUUUUUAAUUCAAGAGUUAACGGGAAAGCUUUCACUGGUUUUAGAUUACGUGUGAGCCAGUUUUGUUGUAGACUUCAGAAUUCCUUCCCAGAAAGUUCUGUGACCCAAUUUAAAUGGAAGGCUCGGCAGAAGUCCCAGAUCACAGUGACCUUCAUGUGUUACCAUUAAUGUGAGUGUGGAACUCGUGUCUAUGUACAGGCUGACAGGAACAUGCCCAAACACCUGACACUUCGGGGACCUUGAAGAUAGUCCAACUACUGAUGUCUGUGAGCUUUGUAAUAAACACCCACAUGAGUUGUCCCAUCUUCAUUCUUUACUCUGAGAACUUAAAGUAAAGGAGAGCUUGGCCUUCCUGUCACUGGUCCGGAGACACCAAGUGGGUCUGUCCAUAACCCCCCCAAAGAAAAACAGCGCAAGUGAGAACUUUAGAUGAACUCGACUUGAUGUUCAGUCAUUCGUAUGAGAACAGCUUUAUCCGUUUUGAUGAGUAAAAUCUUGUAAAAGAGGUAAGAACUCAAAUCAGGUCUUGUUACCAGAUGAACAACAGGGUUUCCUGAAGGUGGACAACCGGUCGUAGGCAUGACAAUUCCAACCGGUUGUAAUGUGCAGGGUGCACCACACCCUCCCACCAGCACAACCGCUGGCUAAUGUCACCUUUGGUUCAUUUAUGUACAAUGCAAUUCGCUCUGGAACAGAGGUUUUAAAAAGCUCCUAAACCAUUAUGCUACAGAGGUCACCAGCAUUUAAAACACCUCAUCAAACUCCACGAGCCCUGUCACCCUUUUUCCUGGCUCGGACCUCAGGGAACCCUAACCCGUAGGCUUGAAGACUAGAAAUAGCCUGAACUGAAUUGAUGUAUGUUUUUACCUUUCAUGACAUGUAUUAUAGUGUGAUGUACUUCAGAGUUUAUGAUACAUACCAUUUGUUUUGAAUGUUUUAGCUGGGUUAGGGUUAACUGUAAUAAACACCCCUAUGAGCCCUUA
Molecule: messenger RNA, 1753 nt
Organism: Nothobranchius furzeri (turquoise killifish)
Lineage: Eukaryota; Metazoa; Chordata; Actinopteri; Cyprinodontiformes; Nothobranchiidae
Source: RefSeq, a predicted model, not a curated record